UAAACACUCGGCAGUGUAGGUGGCAGUGCCUUUGCUCCGGGUCCUGUCAUAGUGUCGGUGUCUCUGUCGCCCCUUGGCCGACUCCCAGGGAUCGUGGUCCCCGGCGUGGUGUGUGUGUACUGGGGUGUCCAUCUCUUCGUCUGUCCAGCGGACGGGCAGCGAGGCCGCGGGCGCUGGGGUUUGGUCCCGCGGCUCUGGCCCCCGGUGGAUGCAGAAUGGCGGUGGCGGCGGCGGCGGUUCGGAUGAACAUCCAGUUGCUGCUGGAGGCAGCCGAUUACCUGGAGCGGCGAGAGCGAGAAGCUGAACAUGGUUAUGCCUCCAUGUUACCAUACAAUAACAAGGACAGAGAUGCCUUAAAACGGAGGAGCAAAUCCAAGAAUAGCAGCAGCAGCAGAUCAACACACAAUGAAAUGGAAAAGAAUAGACGUGCCCAUCUUCGCUUGUGCCUUGAGAAGCUGAAGGGGCUCGUACCGCUUGGACCUGAGUCGAAUCGUCACACUACUUUAAGUUUAUUAACAAAAGCAAAGUUACACAUAAAGAAGCUUGAAGACUGUGACAGAAAAGCAGUACACCAAAUAGACCAGUUACAGCGAGAACAGCGGCACCUGAAAAGGCAGCUGGAGAAGUUGGGCAUCGAGAGAAUAAGAAUGGACAGCAUAGGAUCAACAGUCUGCUCAGAACGCUCUGACUCAGACAGAGAAGAAAUUGAUGUUGACGUUGAAAGCACAGACUAUCUCACAGGCGAUCUGGACUGGAGCAGCAGCAGCGUGAGUGACUCGGACGAGAGGGGGAGCAUGCAGAGCCUCUGCAGUGACGAGGGCUACUCCAGCUCAAGCAUUAAGAGAAUAAAGCUGCAGGACAAUCGCAAGACUUGUCUCGGUCUAUAAGAGACGGCUCUAGCAGUGGCUACCUUCCUUAUGGUUUUCCCUCUUGGAUCUUAUUAGGUAGUGUAUUGGACCUUCCCACAAUUCCCUUGCACGUAAAUUUCGAUGUUCCACCACCUUUACCCAAAUCAGCUUUGCCUAAGUUUUCAGAAAAAAGUGCAUAGGGUCGUGGGUUUACAAAGCUACUCUCUGGAGCACACAUCUGAUUGCAUCCACUAGCUUCUCUUUCUGUCCAUAAAAAUUCAUCUCUGUGAGACUGUACAUUCCAACCAAAUUUUGAAACAUCCAAGAAUAUUUAGACUUAGAGCCAACUCCCAAGUAUCAGUAAUUUCCCCUUUUACUUAUUGUCAUCAUUUAGUCUUCUCAACCUAUCUUAAAUUUUUCUGUUUGCUAUGUUUAUGUAUCUUGUCUAGCAAAAUUGUUCGAUUGUGACUUCUGUUCAAAAAACCUGAAGGAACCAAACUUUUCAAGUUGAGAUCCUAAUCUCAGAACUAUGAAGUAAGCUUUGAAAAGAGCAUUUAAGAGCGCUUAACUGUGUGCCUCACCCCAGGUUUUCCUGGGAAUGCUAGGAAAAAAAUCCCUAAUCCUCUGAAAACUUACCCCUCAAACACUGCACAUGAAUUUCUCCAGACCCGUAUGUAGCCUUGGGCAAUAUCUCUUGCUUUAAACCAGGCACCUCGACUGGACAACAUGUCUUCGGGGUUACACAACUCAUCAAGUUUCUUGAAUGUUUUUCUCACCAACUAAAUGGUACAAUCUAUCCCCAUCUCAUGUUCUGGGGAUUGCACCAUAUUAUUGCUGAAUAGUGCUGUCCCAAGACACACAUUUAUUUUUCCUCAAAGUUUAAUACUACUUGUCUCUGGGAUAAUUUUUUUUUCUACCUCAGAGAUGAACAAGAUGAUCUCCAUUUCCCAUUAGCACAAAAAUGAUUAUGCCUCUUAAAAAAAAUAAGCAACAUUUGGUCCAGUUCCAAUCUAUUUUCCUAUUUAACCUUCAGCAAUAAUUGAGCUGUAGAGCUAGCUGAGCUAGCUUUGUCAUUAAUGAAAGGAAAAGUUCACAUUGCUACUUUCUAUGUUGCAAGUAAACACAAGGGGAUAGUACAAUGUUACUACAGUUCCUCACCUUGUUGAAUUAUUUUUAGACACUCCCAGAAACUUGUUUAUGGAGGCUUUGGGGUUGCUAAUUUAGAAAGCUGAUUUUUUUUUCCCCCAUUUGGCCAUGGUUUCUCCCCAGCUUGGUCCCCCACCUUGCAGCAUUUUUAUUUAAGCUUAACAGAGCACAUGUAUAUGUACAUAAACACAUUAAAUCUAUAAAUACUAUUUAUUCAUUUUUAUAUAAACUAAUGUAAUGGAGAAGAAAUUCUUACAACAUGCUUUUAUAGAUGUUCUAGAAACUUUGUAUGUAGAUAUCUGCUCACUAAAAUCUGUUCAUUUUCCCCUUAAUCUUUUUCUUUUGAACAUUGUAAGGCCUUCAUAUUUUGCGCCUCUUUGGCUAAUCUGUUCAUUGAAUUUGGACCAUUCAUAAGAUGCAUAAAACUAAAAUACAGCAACUGGCACAAGGUGAUUAGAGCGGUCCCAAAUGCCGUAGAUACUUCGCAAUUUUAAGGGCUACCUAGCUUAAUCAGUGAUAGACAACCACCAUGGGCUUUCUUGCUUGCCUGCAAUCCUUACCAUAUGUAUGUACCUUCAGCCUGAUUAUACAUUUAGCUGCCUCAAACCAUUCCAUAUACUCUAAAGUACAAAUUCAGAGAGAGCCUAUGCUCAGACUUUAAAAUUGAUCAGCAGCCUGAAUAAAACUAGAUUACUUUUAGGAUCUUUUUAAAAAUGAUUCUUUAUUGAAUUUUAAAAAUAUGGGAAUUAGGGCUAGUGGAUUUCUUAAACUCCAAAGUCUCUCCUUGUUUUUCCCCGUCCUUUUUUUGUGCUAUUUAAUUUUGUUUUUGUGGGGAAAAAGGGGAGGUGGGAGGGUGGAGUAAAAAAGAAGGAUUUUUUUUUUAAUAGCUGGAACUUUUUCUGAUUACCAGCAGAAGAUUUGCACUGAAAUACAACUUGUAUGCCUUUUGCAUUUAUUAAGCCUGCUUCCUGAGUCCAAGCAGAAAGAUAGUGUUAAGAGAGUUAGCUCGGCCUGUAACAUGUUUAGAAAAGGUACAGAUAUGCCUGCACUUUGAGGUACCUGCUCUGAUGCCCUUUGCAAGACCUCACAAGCAUUUUGUUGGUUAAUGAAAUGUUACAUUUGAACCACCUUCACAAGUCCAAGCCCCAAGUUGUAGAUGCUUUAAGACAUUGGGAAGUGUAGAUUUGAGGGGUAGGAAAGCUUGUGGGCCUGAAUUGGGGGAGGGAACAAAAUUGUGUACUUGUUUAUUUAAUUUAGAAGUAAGGCGUCUGAGAGCCGCCAGUAUUUUCUGUGUUUUAGUUGUUGUGCCUUUGAUUUAAAACUGCAGUUUUGUCUCUUUGGUUGAAAUAAUAAUAAAUGUGUUGUCCCAAUAUAAAACAGUAAUUAUUUGACCUUCA
This is a messenger RNA of Vombatus ursinus (common wombat), 3391 nucleotides long. It is a transcript of the gene MXD1, whose product is annotated as MAX dimerization protein 1. Gene Ontology annotation, biological process: negative regulation of transcription by RNA polymerase II. The record is from RefSeq and is a predicted model, not a curated record. Bases 216 to 887 code for a protein of 223 amino acids. Gene Ontology annotation, molecular function: protein dimerization activity; RNA polymerase II cis-regulatory region sequence-specific DNA binding; DNA-binding transcription factor activity, RNA polymerase II-specific. The transcript has 6 exons. NCBI's taxonomy places the organism in Eukaryota, Metazoa, Chordata, Mammalia, Diprotodontia, Vombatidae.